Osmerus eperlanus (European smelt) is the source of this 2957-nucleotide messenger RNA. It is a transcript of the gene eif2ak2, whose product is annotated as eukaryotic translation initiation factor 2-alpha kinase 2. The transcript has 18 exons. Gene Ontology annotation, cellular component: nucleus; cytoplasm. Gene Ontology annotation, molecular function: eukaryotic translation initiation factor 2alpha kinase activity; ATP binding; double-stranded RNA binding. Bases 321 to 2312 code for a protein of 663 amino acids. Lineage: Eukaryota; Metazoa; Chordata; Actinopteri; Osmeriformes; Osmeridae. The record is from RefSeq and is a predicted model, not a curated record. Gene Ontology annotation, biological process: protein phosphorylation.
GGUCUAUGGUUACAGUGUGUGCUGACAUGGUUACAUUUGGGGAAAUCGAAAGUUAGAGCGCUUUCAGUUUCGGAAAAAAAAACUUCGCAUAGGCCUACUGGUCUUACAGUUAAAACAUGGAAUGGACCUACUAUUUCCGUAUUCAAACCUAGCCAGUCAUAUCAAUGUUUCGCGAGGGAGGAGGAGACACGAGAGUAGGAACUUUCGUAGCAUUAAUUUAAAGUAAUCCAAAACGAAAUUAAAGAAUGGAUACACUGACAGCUGUUGUAAGGGGCAUUAUCAGAACGCAACGCUAAGACAAAUUCACCGGUUGUUAAAUUAUGGAGUCAAAGAAUUACAUUGCCCAACUGAAUGAGUAUGCACAGCGCACACGUUCAGAACUUAAGUAUGAAGACGUGGGUGCAGAGGGUCCGGAUCAUAUUAAAAGGUUCACCGUCAGGGCAAUUGUAGACAGUAAGAUCUAUCCCAAUGGGACUGGGAGAAACAAAAAGGAAGCAAAACAGAAUGCUGCAAAAAACGCAUUGGAUGGGCUGGACACUGAGUCGAACGAUCCAAACGUUUCACUUAGGGGCUCGCCCUCGCCACUUGUACAAGCGAUUAAUGCUGCCAACUUCACAUGCUGGCUCAAUGAAUAUGGACAGAAAAACAGGAUCUCUGUUAGGUACUCUGAAUCCGCAAGGGUGGCGGAAAACAAUCACAUGCAAUGUUGUUGUUGCGUGGUGGUUGGUGAUAAAGUGUACCCAACGGCGUUCGGGAACACGAAGAAGGAAGCGAAGGAGGAGGCAGCCAAGCUUGUCUAUGACAUGAUAAACAAUAAUCAAACCACAGGGAUUGUAGAAGAAAACAGCAAGGCUGACGGUUCACCACAAAACAAGGACUGGAGCCAAGAAACACGUUCCACAGGUUCUGUGGUUCAAAACCUGAGCAUGGACUCUCCAACAGAACAACCCAACUGUACAGAGACCAACUUCAUAGGAAUCCUGAACCACUACUGUCAGAAAACGAAGCUGGUUCACGAUUACAAAUUACUGGAAAGACGUGGUCCAUCGCAUGAUCCUCAAUUUGUUUACAAGGUAGUUAUGGGCAGUACGGAGUAUCCAGAAGGUGUGGGGAAGACAGCCAAGAACGCCAAGCAGCUGGCGGCUGAGCUGACCUGGCUGGCCCUCCAGGAGCAGCCGGACUGGAACAGCCAGGUGUCCUCGAACGUUUCCGAAGAUGAAGCUUCUCCCUCACAAAGUUCAAGGACGGGGGAGUCCUGUGACACCACACCCCAAAGCAAGGCGACCAGUGAUACACACUCAGUAGUGUUUGCAGAAUCAACAAACACCAGCCAGCAAAAAAAACAUCAAGAUGCAAAGCCUAAGAUAAAACUUGCACCCAAUUUCCAGUUUGCUAAUCCUCCAAAUAAUCAACCAGUCUCAAGGUUCUCAACUGACUUUGAUUCCAUUGAACGCAUGGGCAAAGGUGGCUUUGGUCAUGUGUACAAGGCCCGUCUAAAGAUUGAGAAAAGAUACUAUGCUGUGAAGAUUGUGCGGAGCAAAGAAAAAUCUAUCCGAGAAGUCUAUGCGUUGGCACAACUCGAGCACUGUAACAUAGUACGUUACUCCACUACCUGGCUGGAAGACACCGAGUAUAAAUGUGCCAACACCUCGGACAGUAGCAGCACUUCACAUUCUGGCAGCGAUGUGUCUGCGAAGUUCCUGUACAUCCAGAUGGAACUAUGUGGCAAGACCCUGAAAGCUUGGAUAGAUGAAAGAAAUGCAGAACGGGACAUUAAACGAAGGGAGACGAGCCAGGGCAUCAUCCAGCAGAUCCUUCAUGGAGUCGAGUACAUCCACUCUAAUAAACUCAUCCACAGAGACCUGAAGCCUUCUAACAUCAUGUUUGCCAGUAAUGGAAAGGUGAAGAUUGGGGAUUUUGGCCUGGCAACCGCAGAGAAUGACGACGAUGAUGAAAGCCUUAUUGAGAGAACCAAGCGCACUGGAACCAGGUCCUACAUGGCACCUGAACAGUUAAACACGAGGACCUACGAUAGGAAAGUGGAUAUCUUUGCUUUGGGUUUGAUCUUCUUCGAACUACUUUGGAAACUAUUCACUGGUGCGGAAAAAGUCAAAGUCUGGGGUGAUGUGAGGAGCACGAUAUUCCCCAAGGGCUUCUCUGUGUUGUACGCCCCUGAGCAAAAUCUGAUGGAGUCGAUGCUGCAGGAACACCCUGAGGACAGGCCCGAGGCCAAACAGCUGCUCACUGAACUUGGAUCUUAUGUUGUCCCGUCAAAGGAUCAAAACAGCCCUAAAGACAACCAAACUCUUUGAAACACAUGUUGUAGGAAGUCAGCAAAAUAAUUGUAUUUACAUUUCAGCAUCACUUUUUUAUCCUUCGCAUAGUGUAUGAAUUUGCUCUGGAUCUGUACAAUAUAUGUCAAUACCACAGCGAUAAUGAUGGAUCAAAUGUUCGAAAAAUGAAUGAAAUAUUCUGGAAAUCACUUUGAUGUUAGCUUGAACAAAUCUAUAGAUACCACCAAGUCAUCAGAGAAGAUAUUUACAUGUAAAGAGGUACAUGGUUUUAUUAAGUACACUUAAGUAAUGAAUGAUUGAGGUUAGACAUGAGAAAUAAUAAUGUGGAAUCUUACCUUAAUGUUUGUCAUUUACAUUUUAGUCAUUUAGCAGACGCUCUUAUCCAGAGCGACUUACAGUAAGUACAGGGACAUUCUCCCCGAGGCAAGUAGGGUGAAGUGCCUUGCCCAAGGACACAACGUCAUAUUUCACAGCAGGGAAUCGAACCAGCAACCUUCGGAUUACUAGCCCAAUUCCCUAACCGCUCAGCCACCUGACUCUUGUCAAGAUAGUUCAUGAACUAAUACACGUUUUGGAAUAUGUGGACAUAUGUAGGCUAUACAUGUGUGUUUGGGUUACAACUAAAACUAAAAUAUAUUGUUCGCUAUAUAGCGAACAAUAUAU